AUGUUCUUCGUGACUUAUAACGGGGAUAGUCUGGUGCGGAGCGUGCACACGGGAUGGACUCCAGACAUGCAGAUGCGGGUGCUGUCUUAUAACUAUGGAGCGCCUAUUAACGUCGGUAUUCCGGACAUCGCCUGCUAUUCGCCGGGGCGGGAUGUGGUGGUGCCGCCCCUGCUGACUCAGACACACGUCAUCCCCCCCUUGCUUGCACACACUGCUGCUGCUGGUGCUGCUAGUGCCGCCGCUGUAACUGCAGACGACGAGUCAGGUGGUGUUUCAGGUGCUUCUGCUGCUGCUGCCGCCCCACCUGCGUAUGGAGGUCGCACUAUCCGUGUGCUGAUGGUGACGUCAGCGGCCAACUUGGCUGACAUCAACAACUUCAGGAUCAAGGAAGGAUUGCACCACAACUAUCCAGUGGAGAAGUGGUUGAUAGAGAUCUAUGCGACCAACGCAGCAGCCAUCGAGGGGUGGACGGUGGUAUUCCGAAACGACAAUGAGGAGGCUUUAGGGGUUCGGGGGGAUGCCCCUGAAAUCACUCGCGCUGCUGCUGCUGCUGCUGCUGCUGCUGCUGCUGCUGCUGAUGGUGGUGGUGGUGGUGAUGGUGGUAGUGGUGGCGGUGGUGAUGGUGGUGAUGAUGCUGGUGCUGCUGAUGGUGCUGCUGAUGGUGCUGAUGGUGGUAGUGACAACAGCGAGUGGGGCAGCAGUGUCUUCUGUCUCAUACUGCCUGGUCGCGCCCAGUGGACCUUCCAGCUCGCCAAGGCGAUCCUCUCAGGCUGCAUCCCAGUCACGUUCCUCCGUGCCAACGACAACCCCUGGGCCGCCUCAAAGUACCACCACGCAGCAGCAGCAUCCCCCUCUUCCAGCUCCUCUCCCCCCUCGGCCCUCAACUAUCCGCUCUUCUCUCUCAACAUCGACCCAGCAGCGGUGGACUCGCUCCCCCGCAGGCUGCAGGACGCCUUUGAGCAGCCGGGGCUCGUCGCCAGGCUGCAGCACAACCUGGGACUCGUGCAGGAGGCCUUUGACCCGCCGGGGCUCGUGGAGCGGCUGCAGCACAACCUGGGGCUCGUGCAGGACAUGUUCAAGUGGCAUGACUCCCUGGAUCAGGGGGCAGGGGCAUUUCUGAUUAGCAUGCUGAGGAAGAUUGGAGCAGCAGCAGCGCAACCACAGCUCACCACUUCCCACCCCCCGUUCCCCACUCCCCACUCCCCCACCUUCAUGCUCACGCCACAGGACAUGUUCAAGUGGCAUGACUCCCUGGACCAGGGGGCAGGGGCGGUUCUGAUGAGCAGGCUGAGGAAGAUUGGAGCAGCAGCAGCGGCGGCGCAAUCAGAGCAGCUGGAAGAGCAGAUCGUGCUGCCUCUGGCGACUAAUAGAACAGGAUCCAAGGGGUCAAAGGAGCGUAGGUGA
Closterium sp. Naga37s-1 is the source of this 1404-nucleotide messenger RNA. The record is from the annotation of a GenBank genome assembly. Lineage: Eukaryota; Viridiplantae; Streptophyta; Zygnematophyceae; Desmidiales; Closteriaceae.